This is a messenger RNA of Cuculus canorus (common cuckoo), 3591 nucleotides long. RefSeq names its product HAUS augmin like complex subunit 6 (gene HAUS6). Gene Ontology annotation, molecular function: microtubule binding. Lineage: Eukaryota; Metazoa; Chordata; Aves; Cuculiformes; Cuculidae. The record is from RefSeq and is a predicted model, not a curated record. Bases 81 to 2846 code for a protein of 921 amino acids. Gene Ontology annotation, cellular component: mitotic spindle microtubule; HAUS complex. Gene Ontology annotation, biological process: spindle assembly. The transcript is spliced from 17 exons.
UCGGGUAGGCGGCGGCGGGCACUGGGAGUGCGCUCUCCGGCCGGGUUUGUUGUCGUGUGCUCCGUGAGCCGCUUGGCGCGAUGCGUGCGAAGUGGAAGGCGGAACAUCUCUGGCUGUACUUGCUGAAUCUGGGCUUCGAUCCGAGGGUACACGACAACAGCGCAGCGGUGGGAAUGAAUAUGUUCGAUAAGCCAAACCAUGGGGCAUUUCAUGUUGUUGCAAAAUUCUUGUUUGCUAAGUUGGAUUCGACCCGUGCAGCAGAAAUUUUCAAAGACCUUUCAGCAGCAAACAUCAUGAUUCCUGAAUUUAGGAAGCAGUGCUGUAAAUGGCUAAAAGAGAUUGCAAAUGAAGACGAAAGCCAUCUUUUACAAAUUGCACCUUCUUCAUUUACUUCUCCUGCUGGUCUUAAAGUUAUUAGUAUUUUGUACUGGCUUGCAAGACACGUGAUGGUUGAAGACCUGAAAAUGAACACUGUUGGCACUAAUAUACCUUUCGCUGAAGCUGUAAUGUUGAAACCUGAGGAUGUGUACAUGGCAAAUGCAAGAUGUAGAGUCGCAUACAAUAAACUUCUGCAAAUUUUUCAAAAGGAAGAUUUUGUCAUACAAGAGUAUCAGAAAAAAGCAAAGCUUUUAGUUAAAGAAAUAAAACAGAUGAAGACUGAAAAUGCACGCCUGGAGAUACAGUCUUGCAAGAUGAAACAAAAUGACCAAAAUGGAAAUGGCAAAAUAGAGAGAAUUCAAAAGGUCCGCAGUAUGUGGACCCUUAUAAUGGAAAUGCUUGCUUCUCUGAAAAAGGAAAAGGAGCUUGUGGAUUCUGUACUUGAUAUACCUGAAUAUUGUGCUCAUCAGUGCAUUUUAGAUGGAAAGAAAGUGGUUUUCAGAGUUCCACAGCUGUUGAUUGGCAGACUUGAAAGGGACAAACACCAACUUUGUACAGGAAAUACAUAUGAAGGUGAAAACCUGAAUUUCUUAACAGUAGUUCAGCUAUUAAAUGAAGCCCUGAGGACACUGAGAGAUGAAUGUUGUCAAUCUGUAUUAAACCACCAACUUCAGGACACUGAGAAGAGGGUUAUGUAUCAUGAAAAAGUACUACACAAUUUGGAAGCAAAGAGUCUGAAAAUAGAGCAACGGCGUUGUGUGUCAGUGAGUGCAUCUAUUUCUCAAAAACAGGAAGAUUGGGAAGUGAAGUGGAAAAACUUUCUUGGCUUGUGUCCUAGUAAACUCAUCUUAGAACGGUAUCCAUAUUUAAGAACUUCACCACCCCAUUGUUUUGAUGUUGCAGAAGAUGAGGAGGAUAGGUUCUUUUAUCAACACUUACUAUCAGUUCCAGAUGCUUAUGGCUCCAUUCAUGAAGUACGUUAUGAGGAAGAUGGUGAGGCAUUGGGAACUGUGAUGAAUAAGUCAACAGCUGUACCAGGAUGGUUGUCUUCAGUGCCUUUGGAGUUGUCAAAAGCAUCUGAAAACAAAGAUGUGUUAAUUGAAAAGAACUUGGCUGUUGAAACUUCCAAGUGCAAAAAAAAGCCUAUGCCUCCAAAGAUCUUAAAAGAUGAAACGGAUGAGUCCGCUGUUUCAGACUUGUGGGAGAAUGCAGGUGAUCACGUUAUCCAGACAGAGCCUCCUGUCAAAAAAGAAGACCCUACUGAGAAAGCCAGAGAUGAGCUGGCAGAAGAGUUUGCAAAAGCAGUGACAGCCGAGUCACCUCAGAGUGGUAAAGGAAAAGAAAUGCCAUUAGAAGAUCUCAUUAGCUCACUGGCUUUUAACAGUUUUUUAACAAGGAAACGAAUUUCGCGAACACCGGAAAAUCUGCUUACUGAAAUUAGAAGCUCUUGGAGAAAAGCUGUCAAGAAUGAGGGCUCAUCAGACACAGAGCUGACCCCAACUGGAGUAGUGAUAGAAGAUCCAGUGGAUGCUACACACGUAACACAGAAGGCAGCAGACUCUAGCUUCCAGUGCUCUAUUCUUGCAUCACCUGUAUCUGAUGUUGAUCCUUCUUUGUCAGAAAUUAAGUUCCAAUUAAGUUCUAGAGAAUUAAAACCUCAAGAGCAGAUGAAGGUAAGUCAUAUAAUUGAAUCUCCAAUUUCGGAAUCUGAAAUGAAAGGCAGCAAGAGAACUGAAGAACAGAAAAAUUCUGUAAAAGAUCCAGAAGAACAGGAUUUUCAGUAUGUAAGGAGCAUGGAUGCUGCAGAUAUUUGUUCAGAAGACAAUAGUAGAAGAAAUUUUCUACCGUUAAACCACUUUCAGUAUUCCUUAAGGGACAGUAUGCUGCACAGCUUUGUUUCUCCAUCAUUAAGUUCUCCCAGUCAUGAAGAUGCCUUCUUGGGUAUAUGGAAUGAGACACUUCCACAGGAACUUAGUUACAUAGAUUCUGACAAAUCUGCAAGCCCUGAGUCUUAUUUUAAUGUAAUAAGCAAUGUGUGUGUAACAAGUGGUUCAAAAAAUAAGGGGGAUAUUAAAAAAUCAAGGCUAGAUGUACAGUCCCCCUUCAACACACAUAAAGCAUUGGAGAAGACUACAUUUAGAGGUGAAGAGGAGCUGCAUCAGAUGCAUAAUGGAAGUAAAUCUGUAAGUUGUAGGUCAGACCUAAGUCUUGCACCAGAAAGAAGGGAAAGAGGUGAAUUGUGCAUUCCUCUAGAAGUCUUCUGCUUGGAUGAAGAAUUCAGUAAGAUGCCAUCGCCAGUAUCUCUUAAUGAAAGAAAAUAUUCCCUGUCAUCUUUGUUGAUGUCCUGUCAGCAGCUGGAGGAAAUGGCAGCAAUGGUACAGGAACUCCCAAUGGACUUACAACAUAAAUUGAAGGAUAAAGAGCAUUUGAAGCAGAAGCUGGAUACAAAUGAGCCAUCAUCAGAAUAGAAUUUGUAAAGCGGAAGCAUAAACGUAGUAGCACAAUUAUAAUUCACUUGAGCAUCUAGCACCUUCUCCAAGAAAAAGCUGUGCUCCUUUAUUUUUUUGCAGAGACUGUAUUGCAGUCAUCUUGUUUAAGAGUCAGUUGCCUGCUCUGGUACUUCAAAUUUUGUCAUCCAUAGCAACACUCCCUGUACAGCCUAUCAAUUAAGUACAGAACAGUAUAUUUCUUUUAUAUAUCCUUUUAAAAAUAACAGAUACUGGGUAAGUGGCAUAACUAGAAAAUGGGAAAACAAAGUCUCAAAGGAGGAGUAGUAAAAUCUUUGGUGUCUCUAUCUUGCCUCUAAUUCUCUACUCUACCCUUGCCCCCCAAAAAAAAAACCCCGCCACCAUAAUUUUAGUUGGUGCUCUACAAUCAUUGGAUUAUUCUCUCUUGUUGAGCUGUCUCAUCGAUAUUGCCAUCAGUUGUUGAUAGAGGCUGCUGUCUUUGUAAACUUACACUGAAGUGCCUAUUUAUUUAGGCUUAUUACUAAAUACAUGUUGUAUAUGAAAUACAUGUGUAUGUUGUAAAGAUCUAUGAUUUGUGGUAGUUAAUGCCACUUAAUUUUCAAAUAGUUGAUAUACAUGUAUGACAUUGUGAUGUAAGUAACUGAUAAUAUAGCUUGUGGUGGGUUGCAAAUGUGAAAGCUGAUUCCAGUGGAUAAGCUUUUUGUUGUGUUUUUGAAGUGUUGUUAAACACGGUUUUAUUUGUGUU